AUGGCUGAAUUCGACACUCUCGACAUCGUCGUCCUCGGCGUCAUCCUCCUGGGAACCAUUGCCUACUUCACAAAGGGCACUCUUUGGGGCGUUACCAAGGACCCUUAUGCGAAUGCUUUUGCCAAUGCCAAUGGCGCAAAGGCCGGGCGCUCCCGCAACAUUCUCGAGAAGAUGGACGAGACUGGCAAGAACUGUGUCAUUUUCUACGGAUCUCAGACUGGAACCGCCGAAGACUACGCCUCCCGUCUCGCCAAGGAGGGCAAAAGUCGCUUUGGCCUGGAGACCAUGGUAGCUGAUUUGGAAGAGUACGAUUUCGAUAACCUCGAUGCCAUGCCUAGCGACAAGGUCGCCAUGUUCAUCCUGGCCACCUAUGGCGAGGGGGAGCCCACCGACAACGCCGUCGAGUUCUACGAGUUCAUCACUGGUGACGACGUUAGCUUCUCUGAGGGUAGUGACCCUGCGCUGCAGAACCUCAAUUACGUCGCUUUUGGUCUGGGCAACAACACCUACGAGCAUUAUAAUUCCAUGGUUCGCAAUGUCGACAAGGCCCUCCAGAAGCUCGGCGCCAGCCGCAUCGGCGAAGCCGGCGAGGGCGACGAUGGCGCUGGCACCAUGGAAGAAGACUUCUUGGCCUGGAAAGAUCCCAUGUGGGCUGCUCUCGCGGAAAAGAUGGGCCUCGAGGAGCGCGAGGCUGUCUAUGAACCUACCUUUGGCAUUGUUGAUCGUGAGAACCUAACCGUUGAAUCCCCUGAAGUAUAUCUCGGCGAACCGAAUAAGAUGCAUCUUGAGGGUACUGCCAAGGGCCCCUUUAACUCCCACAACCCGUAUAUUGCACCAAUUGCCGAAUCCCGGGAGCUGUUCUCCGCCAAGGACCGAAACUGCAUUCAUAUGGAUGUUGAUAUUAAUGGCUCUAACCUCUCCUACCAGACUGGUGACCACAUUGCCAUUUGGCCCACUAACUCUGGCGAUGAGGUUGACCGAUUCCUCGACAUUAUUGGCUUGAAAGAGAAGAGAAACAACGUCAUCAGCAUCAAAGCAUUGGAGCCCACCGCCAAGGUUCCUUUCCCAACCCCGACCACCUACGAUGCUAUUGUCCGAUACCACUUGGAAAUCUGCGCGCCUGUUUCGCGACAGUUUGUCGCGACCCUGGCUGCAUUUGCUCCCAAUGACGAAGUCAAGGCUGAAAUGGCCAGACUCGGAAGUGACAAGGAAUACUUCCACAGCAAGACCGGACCGCAUUUCUACAACAUUGCUCGACUCCUGGACACAGUAGGCAAGGGCGAGAAGUGGACCAAAAUCCCAUUCUCCGCCUUUAUUGAAGGCCUGAACAAGCUGCAGCCUAGAUACUACUCCAUCUCGUCGUCCUCCCUUGUUCAGCCAAAGAAGAUUUCCAUCACUGCCAUCAUCGAGUCUCAGGCGAUCCCUGGAAGAAAAGAUCCAUUCCGUGGUGUGGCUACAAACUACCUGUUUGCCCUGAAGCAAAAGCAGAAUGGCGACCCCAACCCAUCUCCCUUCGGGAAAACCUAUGCCCUCAACGGUCCCCGCAACAACUUUGACGGAAUUCAUGUGCCCGUACAUGUUCGCCACUCCAACUUCAAACUACCUUCGGACCCCGCCAAGCCUGUCAUCAUGGUCGGCCCCGGCACUGGCGUCGCUCCUUUCCGUGGUUUCAUCCAGGAACGUGCCAAGCAAGCUCAGAACGGAGCCACUGUCGGACGUACGAUUCUAUUCUUCGGAUGCCGAAAGCGAUCCGAGGAUUUCUUGUACGAGUCUGAAUGGGAGGAAUAUAAGAAGGCUCUCGGAGACAGCCUAGAAAUCGUUACCGCUUUCUCACGAGAAUCCUCCAAGAAGGUCUACGUCCAACACCGUCUGAAGGAGCGAUCCAAGGAAAUCGGCGAGCUCCUCUCACAAAAGGCUUACUUUUAUGUCUGCGGUGAUGCCGCGCACAUGGCUCGUGAAGUGAAUACUGUUUUGGCCCAAAUCAUUGCCGAGUCACGUGGCGUGUCGGAAACCAAAGGCGAGGAGAUUGUCAAGAACAUGAGAGCAGCAAAUCAAUACCAGGAGGAUGUCUGGUCCUAG
This is a messenger RNA of Metarhizium brunneum ARSEF 3297, 2079 nucleotides long. RefSeq names its product NADPH--cytochrome P450 reductase. Gene Ontology annotation, cellular component: cytosol. Lineage: Eukaryota; Fungi; Ascomycota; Sordariomycetes; Hypocreales; Clavicipitaceae. The record is from RefSeq and is a predicted model, not a curated record. Gene Ontology annotation, molecular function: flavin adenine dinucleotide binding; FMN binding; NADPH-hemoprotein reductase activity.